Melampsora larici-populina 98AG31 is the source of this 1987-nucleotide messenger RNA. Its product is annotated as carboxylesterase. NCBI's taxonomy places the organism in Eukaryota, Fungi, Basidiomycota, Pucciniomycetes, Pucciniales, Melampsoraceae. Bases 52 to 1731 code for a protein of 559 amino acids. The transcript is spliced from 11 exons. The record is from RefSeq and is a predicted model, not a curated record.
AUCCUCUUGACCAAUUGGGUCUACUCUAGCUUCAAUUUCAGUUACUCAUUCAUGUCUUCCAACGAUAAACUUUUGGUUAAUACCAACUUUGGGCCGGUGGUAGGGUUUCAAGAUACUCAUCCACUCAGUGAUCGAUCGACAGCCUCCAGUGUAGCAAGUGGUCAAAUCGGAGAUCAACUCCCGAUCAACAAGUGGCUUGGAAUACCUUAUGCGCAAGCUGCAAGAUGGACACGUCCCACGCCUCCUAAUUCCUGGCAAGAACCUCUUCUGUGCCACGAGUUCGGCCCACACUUUCCACAACUACGGUUUCCACAAGAACCACUCUCACAACAACCAGUUUCCGUUGAAGUGAUUUAUUUGGGAAAGCCAGGACUUCACCCCCGAGCUUGGCGAGAGCAAUCAGAAGAGAAAGGUCACAACUUGAAUGUCUUCCUCCCUGAUGAAGUUCAGACAGGCGAUAAAGUUCCCGUAAUGGUUUGGAUUUAUGGAGGUGCUCUUUUGAACGGGAGUGCCUGCGUAUCGAUGUACGACCCCACCGAAUGGAUUCGCAGAGAAGCUGCCGAAGGACGAAAGUUUAUCGUCGUGACGGGUAAUUAUCGAGUGAACCUGUUCGGUUUUCUGUCUUCUUCAGAAUUGGCGGCCCAGGACGAGGAUGGAUUAUCAGGAAAUUACGGGGCUUAUGACUGUAUAUCUUAUCUUCAGUGGGUCCAAGACAAUAUUGCGAAAUUUGGUGGCGACCCAGACAAUGUGACUGCCUUUGGGGAAUCAGCAGGUGGUGUGGUGGUUUCUAAUCUUCUUCUAUGCCAGAAGAAACUUUUCAAGAACGCCAUCCUUCAAUCUGGUACUCCUGGUACAAUCCCUUAUGUAGAACCCAAGUUGGCUGACACGUUUUACGAGGAACUAUGUGACAAAGCUCUGAAGACCACUCCCCAAGCUGAGCGUCUCGCAGCUCUCCGAUCACUCCCAGCUGAUGAGCUUCUAAAAUACUCUCCUCAAGGCGCUGGCACCGUAGGAUUUUCGACUGAACAGUCUAACAAAGGCAUUUGGACUUCUGCUUCAGGAAACGACGCUUUGAAAGAAGGCAAAUGGAGUCCUUAUCUCAAAUCAGUGUUGCUGGGUACGACAAAAGACGAGGGAAGUAUCUUUGCGAUGCUUUUUCAAGGCGUUUCGAAAGACGGAUACGACUUAAUGUGCGAAAGAAUGUAUUCAAAAGUACCACGAGCGCAUCUCGAUAAGCUUUAUCCUCCUGUUUUCCCGGAUAUCAAAUCUGGAGAAAGUCCAGACUACGCUUCUAGUGUGGCAUGUCAGCUUUUAUCCGAUCAAAUUUUCAUCGCACCUACAGAAAACUGUGCCAAAAUUUUGAGCUCCACUCCUAAUGCUCAAACCGGUGAACGUCUCUCGGUGUAUAUGUAUAAAUUAAACGCUACAGUAGACAAGAUUGAGGACGGACGAGGCUUAGGUGCAUUUCAUUCGGUCGACGUUCCUUUCAUUUUUAAUAUCAAAGGAGCUUGGUCGGAAGAUUCUACCAAUGCCAAGACUUCAGCUCUGAUGGGCAAGUACUGGUACACCUUUGCUAAAUCUGGGUGUCCUGAAUCUACUUGGCCCCAAUAUGAUAUUGCUGCACCAUUUCGAACGGUCUUUGAAGUCGAUGGUGGUACCAGCGUUGAAGAUAUGGCUGGCAAGUCUGAGCUUGAAAAGGCUCGACACGAGUUCUGGAACCAAAUAUCAUGAGUCUCAUUGAAGACCAAUCAUAUGAAAAAAUAUAUGUUCGCAAGGCUAUGGCUUGUUAGCCUGAACACAUCUUCUCUACGAGUGACAAAGCCGUUAGGAUCAACAACGCCCAAGACAUGCUUGAUUCUUGACUAAAGCCGUGAUGAACUCCAUUUUAGCCUCUCAAAAUAUGUAUCUCCUCACCCCUAAUGUUGAAGUGUGUAUCUUAUCUUGACUGUAUCUCAUGUAUAUCGCAUCCGAACUUAUUUCGACUGCC